Molecule: messenger RNA, 1458 nt
Organism: Botrytis deweyae
Lineage: Eukaryota; Fungi; Ascomycota; Leotiomycetes; Helotiales; Sclerotiniaceae
Exons: 2
Coding region: 1-1458 (485 amino acids)
Source: RefSeq, a predicted model, not a curated record
AUGUAUCAACCAGAGAUUCCUGCCCAACCAAAACCUACUCAAACUGUCGCAGGCAUGGAUUCAGCAGUGAAAAGGUCUGCAAAGACUGACCCACCAGGAGUCUCAAUUUUAGGUCGUGUCUCUGCAUCUAUUACCGAUGUACUCGGGCCUGUCAAUGAAAGAGUCCUCUGUGUAGAAUGUGGUAAGGAUUUCGUCAGCGACCGAGCCUUUCUUGACCAUUUUCAACCUACUCACGGCCAUAAUUUCGGAGAUCUAAAACAAGCUAUGAUGAAUAAAAUAAGUCCUGGCGCGUUUAUGAGUAGCCUUCCCCGUGCAUGGGCAAACACAAGAGCCACAGAGCCAAUGCACACAACUGGUAGUAGGCUAACUACCUCGUCUUCUUCUGAGGUACCUGCAAAAAGUCUCAAUAACUCUUUUUCCAUGAGCUCUUAUACUGAGCAUAGAAACAAUGAUAAUGUCGCCAAACUCGCAACAAAAAAGUCUUCCAAUUCCAAGUCAAGCUCGACAAGAAGUUCAGUUCCUAAAUCAUCCACCAAGACCAUUUCCAAGGCACUAAAACGGCCAGCCGGAGUUGCGGAUCUGUCUAGAUUGAAGCUUCCAUCCUCGAAGAGGAAACGGAUGAUGGGAUUCAACAAGGCCCUCAGUGUUGAAUGUUUCGAAUCAUUUGUUUCUGAAAAAGAAAACUCGACGGAUCCCCCGGAUCUUGAUAAUUCCCGAAUGAUUGUAGCACCCGACCCAUCAAAGUCUGGUGCCGGAUCAACCAGCUCUCUCAUCACCACUACUGUGUCUUCUUCACUUGAAAGUGCUUCAGUCUCGCUUUCAUCUAGUGUAAAGCCCGAGGCAUCUCGGAUUGAAUCAUCCUAUCCCGCAGAGGCACAUCCGGUGCUUUCUCCUCCUUUAAACUUUCAAUCAUCAUCCAUAGAUACCCCAAGUACUAGCUCAUCAAUGAUUACUUCUUCCAAUUCACACGUUAUUCCUGUUUUGGAGACCUCAAUUAUCAAGAGUUCGGAGACAAAAUCUAGUUCAACUAUCGAUGAGGUGUAUACUUAUGCCGAGAUGUGGGCUGCCACUCAAUUAUUCAUUGAUACCCCAUCCAAAAUCGAGCCUUCAACCGAACAAGCCGUCAAUAUGCCCUCGAUUAUCGCUGAAGCGACCGCCUCCUCAGUUAUUCCAGUCAUCGACCUCGACAGAUGGGUUUCAUCCCCCAAUUUCAUUGCCACCUACUCAUCCACCUCUUCCUCUGUCCCAGUGAUCAAAACCGAGACCGACACGGACAAGAAGCCACGGUUGAAAGUCGACGAAGAUGUAAAAAUUCCAGAAGCAGACAUCAAGAGUUGUGAAGAGGAAGAAAGGAGACGGGAGACAGAGCUUGAGGAUGCGAUGAGAAUUGCUGAGGCGAGAAUGGAAUUGCAUAGAGUUAGGAGGAAGAUUGAAACAUUGAGGUCAGGAAGUUUGUGA